Molecule: messenger RNA, 2397 nt
Organism: Aquila chrysaetos chrysaetos
Lineage: Eukaryota; Metazoa; Chordata; Aves; Accipitriformes; Accipitridae
Product: collagen alpha-1(I) chain-like
Exons: 5
Coding region: 155-1135 (326 amino acids)
Biological process (GO): antimicrobial humoral immune response mediated by antimicrobial peptide; neutrophil chemotaxis; inflammatory response
Cellular component (GO): extracellular region
Molecular function (GO): CXCR chemokine receptor binding; chemokine activity
Source: RefSeq, a predicted model, not a curated record
CAACCCCCACCGGAUGAGAGUGUGUAGUUGCACGGGGUUAGCCAGCGAGGCGAGCUCCAGAGCCCAAACCCUCCUUCGGCUCAGCACCCUGCACCGAGACUAACUGAAAGCAAACCGAGAUCCCCCACGAAAGAGCCUCAGCUCCUUCCAGAGAAUGGGGCGAGUCUCCUCCAGGUCCCACGCAAACCCCGAGCGAUCCUCGGGACAAUGCGGUGCCAUGCUUCCCCCUCCCCCGUACCUUACAGGGCCGCUGUGCCGGCAGCCUCUCGGGGCAGGGAGCGGACCCUCUUCUCCCCCUGCCCCGCUCCUUCGGCACCAGACGCUCGGCGGUGGAAAGGGGCCAACGGGAGGUGCUUCCAGUCCGGCCGGCCCGGCCGCCCCACCUGGCCCGCGGCCGGGAGGUGGGGAGCCCAGCCAGGCACAACCCCCGGCUCCGCUCCGCACCCGGGAAAUUCCCCGACAGCUCCCGGCGGGAGAUAAAAGCACCGGCGGAGAACGGGGCGGCAGAGACGGCUCCCGCAGCACCUCGGCCGCCAGCACCAGCCAUGAGCCCGCACCUCCUCCUCGUCCUCCUCCUGGCCGCCGCUCUCUGCCGGGAGCCACGACGAAGCAGGGACAGACGGUGUGCCUGAGCCCCUCCGCACCCUGGGUCAAGCUCAUCGUCACCAGGAUCCUCAACAGCUCCCGGCGGGAGAUAAAAGCACCGGCGGAGAACGGGGCCGCAGAGACGGCUCCCGCAGCACCUCGGCCGCCAGCACCAGCCAUGAGCCCGCACCUCCUCCUCGUCCUCCUCCUAGCCGCCGCUCUCUGCCGGGGCGCGCCGCUGGCCGGGGAGCUGCGCUGCCGCUGCGUGCGGACCGUGUCCGAGGUGAUCCCGCCGCGGCGCCUGGCCCGCGUGGAGUUCGUCGCCGAGGGCCCGCACUGCGCCGAGCCCGAGGUCAUAGCCACGACGAAGCAGGGACAGACGGUGUGCCUGAGCCCCUCCGCACCCUGGGUCAAGCUCAUCGUCACCAGGAUCCUCAACAGGUGGGUGCCUGCCGGGGGCCCGGGCGGCUCUCCCUUUCCGUGGGGGGACGGGGACGUGCACUGUGCAACAGCCGAGGCUAACGUGAGCCCUUUUGGAGGCCAGGCUUAGCUUUUGGCUGGGUGUCGGGGGAGUAACAAGCCACAUUCUGCCGUUCAUUUCUAUGGGGAAAUGUGUUCAGUUGUGCCACAAAGUUGCCCAAGAAGUGGCUGCUUUGCUGGGCAGAGCAAACCCUGCGGGUCAGGUAGAGUAUCCACAGCAAAUGGCUGAUGAAACGCAAAUCUAGCCGCAGUACCGGGCCAGUGUGGUCCACUGUCACCAUCAGGCACCUUUUCCAGAACACACAUCUCCUAUCUGGGGCGUGCAAAAAGACUUAAGGAAAGAUUUCCUGACUGGCGGUAUAAUCUGAAUUCUGCCUGUUGCAGUUCACAUAACCAGCUCUGAGGGAAGAAACAUCUCCAAAUGAAGCCACCUGUAUCUGCAGAAGAUGCUGGGAAAUGGAUGUUGGAAGAAGAUAAUAGCCCGACUCUCUAGUUUUGAUGAGUUCGUAGACCAGCUGUUCUACGUUCAAUCUCUCUGAGACUCUCCCCUCCCCUUAUAUUUAUUAUUGCCUAUGCCUACGUAUGUAUUCAUUGACUGAGCUAAAGUGACUGAAUCCAUUUGAUAAGACAGCUUAGGCUUUGCUAGGCACCUCUCAGCAACCUUGCUGCAGUUCUCACAGUUUGAGUAGCCCCACCUUUGUGCAAGCUCCUUCUCUCCAAAUAUAAUUUGCCAACAAGUUCUUAUAAAUAGCAUUAAUAUCCGAAAAGAAGACGGGUCCAUUGUAGAGACCGUUGUGCAAAUGUCUGCAGAUAGUCCGAUACAGAGAGGUUUCAAUGGGUAGAGCUGAUGAUAGUGGGUAAUCCUUCCAUGAGGAAUAACAAGAUGGCUCAUUCUGAGCGCUGUCUGGCACUUGGCAUUUUAGUGCCCAUUCAGAAUUACAUGGCAAUAAAAACUGGUUGAAGCAAGCGCAGUGCUGUGCUGCCAUGCUCAAUCUGCUGCCUCAGGUGCCUAAAUGAGCCUUGGGCUCGAUGUUUUGCUCAAUCUGUUUUCCCCACUAUAACUUACUAGCAUUUACUGUAGAAUGCCUAGGAUCUGCACAGUGAAAUUACAGAAAACUUGCUCCUGAAAUCUCACUCUAUUCAAUAUUUAUGACAGUUCAGAAUUUCCAUGAAAUUGUGGGGUUUCAUGCCGAGAUUGUUUUGGUUUCUAGCAAGAUAAUGUUGGGGUUGGUUUGUUUGUUUUUAAAUUAGUUUACAUUUAAUUAUUUGGUAUUUAUGCACAAGAUGUAAAGGAACAGUAAAUGUUCUGAAGAGGCUUAGAUAUUUCAUGUC